Clavispora lusitaniae ATCC 42720 is the source of this 780-nucleotide messenger RNA. RefSeq lists its product as uncharacterized. NCBI's taxonomy places the organism in Eukaryota, Fungi, Ascomycota, Pichiomycetes, Serinales, Metschnikowiaceae. The record is from RefSeq and is a predicted model, not a curated record. Gene Ontology annotation, cellular component: nuclear membrane; nucleus. Gene Ontology annotation, biological process: nuclear protein quality control by the ubiquitin-proteasome system; proteasome localization. Gene Ontology annotation, molecular function: proteasome binding.
AUGUCGACCCCGGCCUUUCUGUUGCGAAACCCAGAGAACCAUGCGCGCUGCGCCAAGCCGCUUCGAAAACGCAAGCUUUCGCCGCCGCAAAUCGACACCCCUCGCCUGUUUUCCCCUAGCCGCCAGAAACGAGCCAAAACCACAAAAAUCUUGGGCCAGAGCUUGCCCGUGCACAGAAUCAUCGAAACGUUGGACCGCAACGCGUUGCAGCUGCUUUUGCAACAGGUGGCUGCGGCAAACCCACAGGUGGCGCAGUCUAUUGUCGACCUUGCGCCAAAGCCUGACACAAAAGACGCCUUGGCGGUUAUGCGGGCCAAAUUCGACGCCAUCACCGCCCAUUUGCCCUACAAGUGCAGCGCCGAAAGCGACUAUUCAUACACCCGCGUCAAACCGUACUUGUGCGAGUUCCUCAGCACCCUUUCCGACUUCAUUUUGAACAUGCUCCCGCCAUUGGAGGUUGAUUUACAGCCUGCCUGCACCAUCCUCGACGCCAUCACAGAAAUGAUCCACAAGCUUCCAAACUUCUCCAAUAGCGAGUUCCAGUACACGCGCGCCAUGGCCUACGACCAGCUUUCCACCCUGUGGCAGAUACUCUUGGAUGCCGCAGACGAGCGUCUUCUUGUGCGGGUCGAGGCCGAAAUGGGCUUGCUGCGGCGGUUGCAAAAGCAUAACGAGCUUUCGGGCGGGAAGUUGACUCAGGCAGUAGAACUGGCCGGCCGUGGCCAGCUGCCGCUCUUGGGUGGCUUGAUUACUGUCGACUACUCGAGUUUCCGUCAUUAA